This is a messenger RNA of Malassezia vespertilionis, 5880 nucleotides long. Its product is annotated as chitin synthase. The transcript has 3 exons. Gene Ontology annotation, molecular function: ATP binding; chitin synthase activity; cytoskeletal motor activity. The coding region runs from base 1 to 5880 and encodes 1959 amino acids. NCBI's taxonomy places the organism in Eukaryota, Fungi, Basidiomycota, Malasseziomycetes, Malasseziales, Malasseziaceae. Gene Ontology annotation, cellular component: cell septum; cell periphery; myosin complex. The record is from RefSeq and is a predicted model, not a curated record.
AUGCACGCAUCCUUCGCGCGCGUGACAAGUGCUGGGUGGGGCACGGCGAGAGUGCGCUACGUGCUGCUAUCCUACCCCUACGGCAUCCGAUGGGCGCUCACAUGCCUGCAUACGCGCAUCUUCCAGCGUGCCGUAGAACAGCUUGCACGCAUGGCACAUGCGCCGGACGUGGCUGUGCUCCUUGUGGGCGGCACCCACGACCAAUUUACCAGCCGUGCGCUCGGCCGAAUAAAUGGAACGAGACCAACACUGCCGCGGCGCUUUGCAAACACGACGGCGAUGGCGGCGCCAGGAAGUGCCGCAGAUCUAGUGGCACUUGCGCUAGCAACAUCCGACGGCUCCGUGAGCGAUGCGGCGAUUGUAGCUGUGCUGAGCGAGCGUCUUGCGCACGGAGUGCCGUAUACGUGGGCGUCGGCGACGAACCUUGUUUGUGUGAACCCCUAUCGGGAGAACGAUGCGUUGGACGCGGAGUUUUCCGAGCAGUGCUCGGUGUAUCACGACAUUGCCUCGAUGGAGCCCCAUCCAUGUGCGUUGGCGGUGCGUGCGUAUCACAGAAUGCUCCGUGUGCAGCAGUCCCAGUCGAUCCUGUACCACGGCGCGACCGACGCCGGGAAGUCGCACGCGAUGCAGCUCGUCACCGAGCAUUUGCUCAUGCUUGCGGCAUCGCAGACACCGGAAGAAUCGCUCAUUGCCGACCAAGUACGGUGCGCACAGCACAUUAUCGGCGCGUUUGGCGCGGCGCGCACCGCUGCGAGCGAGCGCGCGUCGAGACACGCGACCUACUUGGAGAUGCAUUUUACAGCAACUGGCCGCCUUUCCGGUGCAAAAUUGCUGGCAUACGGCCUGGACAAGCACCGGCUGGGCGAUACUGUGCCUGGGGAGCGCACAUAUAGCAUAUUUUACCAGUUUUUCGGCGGCGCAACACGCGAAGAGCGCGAAGCGUACCGCCUGGACGGCGUCCCGCAAUUUGCCCUUUUUCCAAAACGCUCUUUGCCUACAAGGGAAGAUGCGCGUGCGUGCGAGUGGACACGCAGUGCGUUUGCGUCGCUUGGCUUGAAAGAGAAGCACGUCCAAGGUAUUUUUUGCGUGCUUUCCGCGGUGCUGCACCUUAGCAAUCUGACAUUUGCUGACGCAGACGUGCCGAACUCUGCCGCGUGCAUCACUUCACACGACGCGCUGGAGCGCGCAGCGGCGGUACUGCAAGUGGCGCCGUCGGACUUGGCGCAAAGUCUUGUGAUGGAUACGUGCUAUCUGCAAAACGAGCGGAUCACACAUCUCCUCGACCACCGCGGCGCCGCGAUGCAGCGCGACGGACUUGUGCGCAACUUGUAUGCUCUCCUCUUUGCGUUUGUCGUGGAGGUCAUCAACCAAAAACUAGCGCCCGCCACCGGCACUGCACAUCCUUUGCAAAUCGUGCAGUUUGACCCCCCUGGCUUUGUCGCUCGCGGCGAGGUGAAAGCUCCUCGUGCUUCGCACUUCGACGAUCUGGUCAAGAACUACAUGGCCGAGCUGUUUCGCGCGAUGGAUUUGCAUGCGUGCUUAGACGCGCACGCAGGGGUAAACCAGGCGCUUGUUGACGACGGCAUUCGCGUCCCACACACCGCAAAGUACCGCGAUGUGAUGCCUCUGCUUCGCGGCAGUCCUCCCGAUGCAGCCAUCCCUGCACAAGGGAGUGUCGCUGCCGACUAUGCCACCGCCUUUUCCCAGGUCCUGCAUGGCCAGCGUGUCGAAGACGACGACGGUGCACUGCUCGAUUCGUUAUACCCCCUUGCGAGCGAGCAAUCUUUCCAUCCCAUCGACUCGUGCCGUGGUGUGCCGGCGUACGGAAUCGACCAUGCGUUUGGUACCUGCGCUUAUUCCGUUCUCCACCACCAGCGGUCGGAGGUGGAUUUGUUUGCCACCGAGCAGUUCCAGCUAUUGCGCUCAUCUGCGUCUCCGUUUAUCACGCGCCUCGUCGCGGGUCCUGGCAUGGCGAUCGAUUCGCACUUGGCGGACCGCAAAGUCGUGCUCCGCGCGCAAAUUUCUUCGCGCCCUUUGCGCCGUCCGACGCAGCUCGGCACAUGCACACUCUUUUCCAGCACGGGUAUUGCGGGCGUGUUUGAACAACUUGAUGCAACUGUGGUUGAUUUGGUGCGCAUGCUGCAUGCCACAGACACAACCUGGCGCGUGUUCUGCCUGUGCUCCAACGACAUGUCGCAGCCCAACGCAUUCGAUACGCGCCGUGUGACGCAACAAGUGCGUGCGGCUGCCUUGCCCCAGCUUGUUCAGCGCAUGCAGCACAGUUGGCUGGCUCCCAUUGCCUUAAUCGAUUUUUGCCAGCGCUAUGAAGCGGUGCUGCAUGCCACUCUCGGCGAAGCUGUUAUGGCUGCUGCCGACGAACGCGGCCAGUUUCUCGAGUUUGCGUGCCUGCGUGGCUGGUCGGACCCUGGCGAGUUUGUGCUAGGCGCGACGCAAGUUUGUCUUGCGUACGCAUCCUGGUACGCGCUCGAGGAAGAGAUGCGUACCUUUAGCAAUGCGCGCGGCAUUGCGGGCGACACUGCGCGAGCGUCUGUGCCGCCGAAUCCUUUUGGGCUCCUUGACGAGCAGCGCUAUUCUGGCGCAUCGUACACGAACCCCUCUGCGGAAACACAUAGUACCGACUUUUACGGGACGAAGCACCAGACAUUUGAGAUGCAGCCUGAUGCGUCGCAAACGUCGCUCCUCAAGCACGACACGGAUCCAGAGAUCGACGCACUUGGCCUUGGCGAGCCCAUCCAGCCGACCAACGGGUCGUGGGGCCCGACGCUGAUUACGGAAAAAGACGUGCUUUUGGAAGCGACCAGUGUAGAAGAAGUGCCCAUUCCCAAAAUGCGCAAAUGCUGGACAGCAAUCGUGUGGGCCAUUACGUUUUGGAUUCCCGACUCGGUGCUGAAAUACAUUGGCAAGAUGAAGCGUCCCGACGUGCGCAUGGCUUGGCGCGAAAAGCUCGCGAUUUGUGUGCUCAUCGGCCUCUUUUGCGGUCUGAUUUUGUUUUACAUCAUCGGUCUCGGUCGCAUUCUUUGCCCUGAGUACGAUAAAGCGUGGAAUGCGGGCCAGCUGGGCGAGCACAGCGACGGCGACUCGUACUAUGUUGCCGUGCAUGGAAACGUGUAUGACCUGACCAAGUUUUACAAGAUGGACCACUCGGACAUCAAGGCCAUGCCUGUCACCAACGAUUCGAUGAUGGAGCUUGCGGGGCAGGAUCUGACUGCCUACUUUCCUGUUCCGCUCGUGCAAGGAUGCCCCGGGCUCGUUCAGGACGUCAAUUUGGAGCUCAUGGCCAAUGAAAACCUCACCGCGACGCUUGGACAGGCUGUGCACAAAUCCGGUGCGGCGCAGACGUACUCCGAUACCAAGCUUAACAGUCCGUCGUGGUACUUUAACCGAUUCCUCCCGAAAAUGAAGCCGUACUUCAAAGGCUACUACGUGUUCAGCAACGAAGAACUGCAGACCGACGGCUCCUGGCGGAAAUGGGCGGUGGUCGAUGGGCGUGUGUAUGAUUUGACCAACUAUCUCUUCACUGCGAAUCAGAAACGAGGCGACGACAAGUACACCUUCCUCAACCAGGACGUUGUGGACUUGUUCGAUGCGCAGUCGGGCUCGGAUAUCACGGCAGACUUUUCGCGGGCCAUGGCUGCGCUGCCACCAACAGUGCGGCACCAAACACAGCAGUGCCUUGACCGUACCUUUUAUCUUGGGCGCCACGAUUUUCGCGAAACGGCGCGCUGCGAAGCGCAAAACUACUUGCUGCUGUCUUUUUCGAUCCUCAUUUUCAUCUCCAUCUUUGCCAAAUUUGUGAGUGCGCUGCAGCUUGCGCGGCGGCCCACUCCGGAGCUGCAGGACCGGUUUGUGAUCUGCCAUAUUCCCUGCUACACGGAAGGCGAAGAUUCGCUGCGCAAAACGAUUGAUUCGCUUGCCGUGCAGCAGUACGACGACAAGCGCAAGCUGUUGUUUAUUGUGUGCGACGGCAUGAUUACCGGCAGUGGCAACGAGAAGCCCACGCCGCGGAUUGUGCUCGACAUUCUCGGUGUCGAUCCUCUUGUUGAUCCUGAGCCUCUUCCUUUCAAGUCAGUCGCCGAGGGCAGCAAGCAGCUGAAUUACGGGAAAGUGCACUCGGGCCUGUACGAAUGCGAAGGGCACAUGGUGCCGUUUAUUGUUGUGGUCAAAGUCGGGCGCCCUAGCGAGCGCUCCAAGCCUGGCAAUCGCGGCAAGAGGGAUACCCAAGUGCUGCUCAUGCGCUACUUGAAUAACAUGCACUUUGACUUGCCCAUGUGCCCCCUCGAGCUGGAAAUCUACCACCACAUGAAAAACGUGAUUGGUGUGGACCCUGCUUUUUACGAGUAUGUAUUGAUGGUCGACGCCGACACGACCAUAAUGGCGGACGGAAUGAAUAGACUCGUCGCUGCCGCGUGUCAUGACCAUUCCAUCAUUGCUGUGUGUGGCGAGACGCUGCUGGAAAAUGAAGACGAGUCGGUUUGGACCAUGAUCCAAGUGUACGAGUACUACAUUUCCCACAAUCUUGCUAAAGCGUUCGAGUCGCUGUUCGGCAGUGUCACCUGUCUGCCAGGCUGCUUUACCAUGUACCGCAUCCGCUCCACCGACAAAGGCAGGCCCUUGCUGGUGAGCAACAAGAUCAUUGACGACUAUGCCGUGAGCCGCAUAGAUACCUUGCACAAGAAAAACUUGCUCGCGCUCGGCGAGGACCGGUACUUGACCACCCUUCUCCUCAAGCACUUUCCCAGCUACCGCACCAAGUUCCGUGUGGAUGCCAAAGCGCUGACCACCGCGCCGAGCCAUUUUAGUGUCCUGCUCUCCCAGCGGCGCCGGUGGAUUAAUUCUACGGUGCACAACUUGGUCGAGCUUGUGCGUAUGGACGGCCUGUGUGGUUUCUGUCUUUUUUCCAUGCGCUUCAUUGUGUUCAUCGACUUGGUCGGCACGGUGAUCCUUCCUGCGACGGCAGUGUACAUGGUGUAUCUCAUUGUCACUGUCGCCACUGGCGCCGCGCCGCUGCCCAUUAUUGCACUAGCCAUGAUCGGCGCGGUGUAUGGCCUGCAGGCCAUCGUCUUUUUGCUCCGGCGCCAGUGGCAAUACAUUGGCUGGAUGGUGAUUUACUUGAUGGCCUACCCAGUCUAUGCCUUUCUCUUACCCAUCUACUCUUUCUGGCACAUGGACGACUUUACGUGGGGCAGCACGCGCAUCGUCGUGGGCGAAAAAGGCAAUCGAAAGGUGGUCGCAGGCACGGAUGACGAGCCCUACCACGACUCGAUGAUUCCAAAAAAGCGCUUUUCCGAGUACCAACAGGAAAUGUACGCGUUGGGGGAUGCGUUCGACGAUCCAUUGCUGUUCGGCGAUGCGUCUGCUGCGCGCGCCGCGCCGAUCGCCGCGCCAGAUUUUGAAUACACCGACUAUUUCCAGGAGACCAACGUACUCGAUAAGCGCGCCUCGCGCAGCCUUCCGCGCACCUCUCGUUACGAUGCGCGCUCACAUGGCGCAACGCCAAUGGACAUGCAUUCGGUGCCGAUGCCUGCCAUGUCCAUGUACGGCAUGCCGCCCAUGUACGGCACGAAUCCGUGGGGCACGCCGUUUCCCGCCACACGGCCCAUGUCGGGAAUCAGUGCACUAGCACACCCCCUCUCUUCCAUGGGGCAUGGCGCAGUACCCGAGACCGACGCGAGCGACCCAUCCGACGAAACGCUGCGUGCCGCCAUCAUCUCUUACCUGGCUGCCCAGCCGAGUUUGAUGCACGUCACAAAACGGCAUGUGCGCGAAGCCAUCGGCGCUGCAAUGCCCAACGCCGACCUCGCACGUCGCCGUGGCCGCAUCAACCGGAUGGUUGACGAGCUGCUUUCCGGGGGGGCGUGA